AUGCAAUUCCAAGUCAGACCCUCGGAGACCAGGGGAGGUGCCGACCACGGCUGGCUCAAGACCUUUCACACCUUUUCUUUCGCCGACUACUGGGACCCAUCUUUCAACAAUUUCGGAGCCCUUAGAGUCGUCAAUGAGGAUCGUGUCGCGCCUACGACCGGGUUCCCCACGCACGAACACCGAGAGGCUGAAAUCUUCUCCUACAUCAUCUCUGGAGAACUCAGUCAUAAGGACAGCAUGGGAAAUGUCGAAACGAUGAAGCGAGGGGAUAUUCAGCACACUGUCGGCGGUCAAGGUAUCGCUCAUUCGGAAUACAACUCGCACAACUCAGUUGGUAACCAUUUCCUUCAAGUCUGGGCUACACCAAACCAACGAGGACUCAAGCCAAAGUACUACACUCGUCACUUUACCGAUGACGAAAAGGCAGACAAGCUGGCCCAUAUUGUCGCCCCCAUUGGCUCUCCUAACGUGCUCGACCAAAGGGAAGACAAAGUUCCCGGAUCUUCUCCCAGUCCCAUCAACGCAGCCCUCAACACUUUCGCUACCGUUCUCUCGCCAGGCAAGAGCCUUCAGCACACAUUCCAACCCACCAUCAAGGGUGUUGACGGGGCCAAGAUCAUGUACGCUCAUCUGACCCAAACCUCCGGGUUCAAUACAAAGGCGGCCGCCAAGGAUGGGAAGACAGCAGUGAUCAGGAUCAAGAACGGAGACUCUGAGGCGGUUCUCGGAGAAGGUGAUGGCCUGUUCAUCCGAGGUGCAAAAACUGGCGACGUGCUGGAGAUUGAAAGCACCGGUGGAUCGCCCGCUGAACUGGUUCUCUUUGAGAUGGACCAAUAA
Kockovaella imperatae is the source of this 837-nucleotide messenger RNA. RefSeq names its product RmlC-like cupin domain-containing protein. Bases 1 to 837 code for a protein of 278 amino acids. The transcript has 5 exons. Lineage: Eukaryota; Fungi; Basidiomycota; Tremellomycetes; Tremellales; Cuniculitremaceae. The record is from RefSeq and is a predicted model, not a curated record.